This is a messenger RNA of Plutella xylostella (diamondback moth), 705 nucleotides long. Its product is annotated as U7 snRNA-associated Sm-like protein LSm10. Gene Ontology annotation, molecular function: U7 snRNA binding; histone pre-mRNA DCP binding. Gene Ontology annotation, cellular component: nuclear body; cytoplasmic U snRNP body. The record is from RefSeq and is a predicted model, not a curated record. NCBI's taxonomy places the organism in Eukaryota, Metazoa, Arthropoda, Insecta, Lepidoptera, Plutellidae. Gene Ontology annotation, biological process: mRNA 3'-end processing by stem-loop binding and cleavage.
ACCAGUUUCUGGAAGUAAGGAGAGAGGCAGCUACUACUUCUGGGCUGAAAGAAUUGACAAUGAAUGGAAAAUCACAAAAGCUGAACUAGAACUGAAGUCUAAACCAGAUGAAAGACUCAUUAUUGUAAAGCCAACUGAAGCGUAAAUAUGGACAAAUUUGUGGGCAAUUCAAAAGAGAAAUUCUUUUACCAUAAUACGCUUUUGUGCUUGGUUAAAGCAAUGCAGGGGAAAAACAUCUGUGUGGAUCUGCGCAAUGACUCUUAUGUGUGCGGUCUUGUGAAUGCUGUUGAUGGGUUUAUGAAUAUAUCUUUUGAAAAUGCCGUCUAUUGUGAUCCGCAAGGCAAUGAGUUUCAGUUUGAACACAUAUUCAUACAUGGACGGAACAUUAGAUAUGUACAUGUUCCUGAGGAAACAACAAUUUUGUCAACAAUAAAAAAUGAGCUUACCAAGAAGAAACCAGCAGUCCCAAGCAAACCCCCAGAGAAAUCAAGAAAAGCCAAAAAAGCACUUCAGCAACAUAUGGCUACUGUAGCUCUAAUUAAGUCUGGAAAUGCUAAAUAGAAUGCACUAUGUAGAUAUUUUAGCUGUAGGUUACCUACUCUACUAGUAAUUUUUUUAAAAAAUAAGCCUAAUGUAUUUAUACUUUGUAUGUUUUGCUUAUUUUGUACACACAUACCAGUAAUUAAUAUAUGAGUUGAGCCUUCA